Staurois parvus is the source of this 420-nucleotide messenger RNA. NCBI's taxonomy places the organism in Eukaryota, Metazoa, Chordata, Amphibia, Anura, Ranidae. The record is from the annotation of a GenBank genome assembly.
AUGCAAUUGCUGGUUCUCAGCUGCACUUUCCUCACACUGUCAGAGCAUGAGGAAUGUACUGCCGAGAAAAGGCAGUUGUCAGAGCAGGGAUCGGCACCGAUCAUCAGGGCACUUAUGAUCAGUGCCCUGAUGAUCGGUGCCCAGCAGUGCCAUCCACCAGUGCCGCCCACCUGUGUCCAGCAGUGCCACCCACCUGUGCCCAGAAUGCCACCCAGAAGUGCCGCCAGUCAGUGCCCAGCAGUUGCGCAUGUCAGUGCCCGUCAUUGCAGACUAUCAGUACUGCCUAUCAGUGCUACCUAUCAGUGCCACCCAUCAUUGUUGUCUAUCAGCACCACCUAUCAGUGCCACCUAUCAGUGCCGCCUAUCCUUGCCACGUCAUUAGUGCCGCCUAUCAGUGCAGCCUCAUUAAUGCAUAUCAGU